Messenger RNA from Dalotia coriaria, 1063 nucleotides. RefSeq lists its product as uncharacterized. The transcript is spliced from 3 exons. Bases 60 to 827 code for a protein of 255 amino acids. The record is from RefSeq and is a predicted model, not a curated record. Lineage: Eukaryota; Metazoa; Arthropoda; Insecta; Coleoptera; Staphylinidae.
CGACUUGGUACCAACACAGCACCACAACAGCGCUAGAAAUCAAACAGAAGAAAGUCAAGAUGUACAGCAAUCAAAGGACAUUUUUGGUGGUCAUGGGAGUCGUGAUUGGUUUGAGUGUAAUGGUCAGCGCAUCGCCUAGUCCUAAAAAGUACAAUCCAGAUGAAGGAUUCCAACCAAGCGUGCGCUAUUUCGAACAGCAAAUCCAGAAUGACACAACACCUGAAAAACACAGUAAAGCAUCCACCAAGGAUGAACCUUUAGAUCGUCUUCAGCGUUUUGGCACAUCAGCCCUUUCAAACUUUGGUAAUACCGGAAGUGGAGUGGGUUACCAGAACAACGGCAUGGCUUACGGAAUGGCACCACUCAAAAUCGAUAUCGGAGGCAUUGCACUUGGCGCAUUGAUUGGUUUGGGCGCCAUUUUGAUUGUUCCUAAACUAGCCAAUGUCUUCUCCAAUGGCGGCGGCGGUUAUGGUUACAGAAGCCUAGAAAACGACAUGUCUUCCAUCACAGACCUCUUAGCUAAGGUUGACAACUCCCUGGAACAACACAACAUCGACAGCAGUUCUUGUAUGCAACGCAUCAUCUGCUCAUAUGUCAAUGAAGCUCAGAAAGGAGUUGAAAACGGAAAAGCUAAUACCGUUGAUCAAUUGGUCUAUGCUGUUUCUAACAAUUCACUCUUCUCCUACCUUUUGGAUGGGUCAACGAUAAAACAAGCAAUUGACAUGGGCAAACAAAAUGAUCUUGAAAAAUGCGCAUCGCUGUAUACCAAGUGCCCGGUAAGCAAAGACAACGUGAUGCAGAUAAUCAGCACGCUGUUACCAGCCUAAACGUAAACUUACAGCGCUCAUUGCAUUUGCAUAGAUAAUUAAAGAUGGCGGCCACCGCCGGCUUGGCCAGCCGGAAGGGGCGCGCUUGUUUGUAAAUUCUGUAGAUGCCUUGCUAAAAAAACUUAAUUUUUGUUUGUAUGCUCAGCGCUCGUUGUGUAACUCUUGCACACACAUCUUAGUUAUCUAGUUAUCAUAACGUAAUCUAAGAAUAUGUUUAUGUAUAUUGUUUGUUUGAA